AUGGCAGCUCCGACCUGUGCCGCGGUCCAGCCAGAGUUUGUAAAUUGGCUUGGAGGUAUUUCCGAUGCAGAUGAUGAAGAUAAAAAAGAUGGCGUUGAUAAGAAAGUUCCUGGGGCGUCGCUCACGGUGCUGUGGGUUGAAAAUUGUGAUGGUAUUCGCACAACCAAGUCAAUUGACAGUGUGGAGUGCCAUGAUAUUGAUACAGGUCUGGAAUGGGUUCGUAACCUGAAGUCACUUGUGUCACUUUCUGUUCGCGAGUGCCGCAAUAUUGAUGCCAACGUCGUCGAAGAAGCAAACAAGCUGCUCUGGCAGAUCCCAGAGCUAUACUUGCCUCGCUCAAUUGGCCCAGCCCACGAGAUUCCGCUUCCAAUUGAAGUUGACCCACUUUAUAUCUGA
This is a messenger RNA of Talaromyces amestolkiae, 396 nucleotides long. RefSeq lists its product as uncharacterized. NCBI's taxonomy places the organism in Eukaryota, Fungi, Ascomycota, Eurotiomycetes, Eurotiales, Trichocomaceae. The record is from RefSeq and is a predicted model, not a curated record. The transcript is spliced from 3 exons. The coding region runs from base 1 to 396 and encodes 131 amino acids.